Eruca vesicaria subsp. sativa (arugula) is the source of this 327-nucleotide messenger RNA. The record is from the annotation of a GenBank genome assembly. Lineage: Eukaryota; Viridiplantae; Streptophyta; Magnoliopsida; Brassicales; Brassicaceae.
AUGGAACCUCAAAUCAAUGACCUUCAGAUUGAAUCUCAGGUCCAUGAGUUGCUCGAUUUUCCGGUUUGUACAAAUCAGAUUUCUUCUACCAUCUACCAGUGCUCCAAUGACUACACCCGAGAGCUCAACAAUGACAAGGAAAAACCGUAUAAUUGUCCCUACUCUGGAUCCAAGUGUACAGUCACAGGAGAUAUUCAAUGGCUGCUUCAGCAUCUAAGGAAUGAUCAUCAUGUUGAAAUGCAUGAUGGGCGAUGUUUCAGUCAUCGAUAUGUCCAUCAUAAUCCUAAACAUCUUCAUCAUGCUACUUGGAUGUUAACUGUACGUUAA